This is a messenger RNA of Prosopis cineraria, 1596 nucleotides long. RefSeq names its product low affinity inorganic phosphate transporter 4-like. NCBI's taxonomy places the organism in Eukaryota, Viridiplantae, Streptophyta, Magnoliopsida, Fabales, Fabaceae. The record is from RefSeq and is a predicted model, not a curated record. The coding region runs from base 1 to 1596 and encodes 531 amino acids. Gene Ontology annotation, cellular component: membrane. Gene Ontology annotation, molecular function: phosphate transmembrane transporter activity. The transcript has a single exon. Gene Ontology annotation, biological process: transmembrane transport; phosphate ion transport.
AUGGGCUUGGCGGUGCUCGAAGCUCUCGACUCAGCUCGUACACAAUGGUACCACAUUACGGCCAUCGUCAUCGCCGGCAUGGGCUUCUUCACGGACGCCUAUGAUCUCUUUUGCAUCUCCACUGUCACUAAACUCUUAGGUCGCUUGUAUUACGCCAACUUAACAGCCGACAAACCAGGAGAACUUCCCCCCAAAGUCAACAACGCAGUCACAGGAGUCGCCCUCAUUGGAACCCUCGCUGGCCAACUAUUCUUCGGCUAUCUUGGAGACAAGCUCGGCCGCAAGAAAGUGUACGGCAUCACCCUCAUUCUCAUGAUCGUUUGCGCCAUAUGCUCCGGCCUCUCGAUGGGUAGAACCGCCCCAGCUGUGUUGAACACUCUCUGCUUCUUCAGGUUCUGGCUCGGCUUCGGUAUCGGCGGUGACUACCCUCUCUCCGCCACCAUCAUGUCGGAAUACGCCAACAAAAGAACACGUGGUGCUUUCAUCGCCGCCGUCUUUGCCAUGCAAGGUGUGGGACUCGUAUUUGCCGGAUUGGUGUCCACGGUGGUUUCGCGUCUUUUUUUGUCCGCCUAUCCUGCGCCCGCAUAUAAGGUAGACCAUAAGGGUUCGACGCCAGAUGAAGCUGACUUUAUGUGGCGAAUAAUUCUCAUGGUUGGGGCCAUCCCUGCAGCUCUGACAUUCUACUGGCGAAUGAAGAUGCCGGAGACAGGUCGUUACACGGCUCUCAUAGAGGGAAAUGCAAAGCAAGCUGCCGCGGACAUGGCCAGAGUUUUGGACAUUGAAAUCCAAGCCGAGCAAGAAAGGUUAGGUCAGAUGAAAGCCGCGAAUCAAUAUACCUUAUUCUCCGAUGAGUUCUUUCAGCGACAUGGGCGGCAUUUGAUAGGCACGAUGAGCACGUGGUUCUUGUUGGACAUCGCGUUCUACAGCCAGAACUUAACCCAGAAGGAUAUUUUCUCAUCUACGGGGCUGGUUGACAAGCCGGAGACGAUGAGUGCUUUAGAGGAAGUGCGCCAGACGUCACUCGCCAUGUUCGUGAUUGCCUUGUUGGGCACAUUCCCGGGGUACUGGUUCACCGUGUUCUUCAUUGAAAAAAUCGGACGCCACAAGAUCCAACUCAUGGGCUUCUUCAUGAUGUCGUUCUUCAUGUUCGUGAUCGGUAUUCGAUACGAACACCUCCAAACCGAUAAGAACCUCUUCGCUUUGCUGUAUGGGCUGACCUUCUUCUUUGCCAAUUUUGGCCCAAACAGCACGACCUUCGUGCUUCCGGCAGAAUUAUUUCCGACAAGAGUGAGGUCUACUUGCCAUGCGCUGAGUGCGGCGUCGGGGAAGGCGGGUGCAAUUGUGGCGGCGUUUGGGGUGCAGACCUACACGUUGGAUAGGAAAGUCAGUAAGAUCAAGAAGGCGAUGAUACUGUUGGCGGUGACCAACCUGAUUGGAUUUUUCUGUUCAUUCUUGGUGACGGAAACCAAAGGGAGGUCGCUGGAAGAAAUCUCCGGUGAGGAUGACAGGGAGAAUGAAGUCACCCCGAAUUCCCAAAUUGCUAGGGCUGCAGAGAAGAUUCCACAGGGAAGUCGCACUCACACUGAAUCAAUGUGA